UUAUUCAGGGAUCCGACAGGAUCCUGUUGGGUAGUUUCGCCCUGGGUGGUAAUAAAAUAGAUUACACAAAAAAAAAAAAAGAAAAGUGUCAAUAACAAAAAUAAUUUUUCUAUUUAGAUCAAUUAUAUGGUUUAGAAAAAUUCUGGGCAUUUUUAAAAUAUUCUCGACAAAAACCAAAAAUCAAUCCAAAACUUGAAGAAAUUUUAAAAAACUAUAAAAAUCUUGAAGAUUUUCGUGUUGAUGGUGCAUCAUUUUCACGACAAUUUUUUCCAACAAAGUCAAAUUAUAAAGAAUUUAGUGUUUUAGGAAGAAUUGAUAUUGGUUUAGCUAUUGGUGGUGGUGUGAUUAAUUCUAUACUUUUUAAUGUUGAUGGUGGUCAUCGAGAUGUUAUUUUUGAUCGUUUUCAAAGUGUUAAACUAGAUGUUAUUGAAGAAGGAACUCAUUUUAUGAUUUCAUGGCUUCAUAGACCAAUUAUAUUUGAUAUUCGUACACGACCACGAUCUGUUCCAUCAAUAACAGAAAUAAAAGAUUUACAAACAAUUAAUAUAACAUUACGUAUUCUUUAUCGACCAAGAGCUGAACUUUUACCAAAAAUUUGUUGCAAAUUUGGUUUUAAAAUCUGUUGUACUAAGUCUCAAUUUGAUGCUAUUGAAUUGAUUACACAACGUACACUUAUUUCUCAACGUAUUAGUGAAUUAUUAAUAGAACGUGCUGCUCAAUUUGGUUUAUUACUUGAUGAUAUUUCAACUAGGCAUUUAAGUUUUGAACCUGAACUGACAAGCGCUGUUGAAUUAAAACAAGUUGCACAACAAGAUGUUGAAAAACAACGAUUUUUAGUCGAAAAAAUGGAACAAUGUCGUCAAGCAAAUGUUAUUGCAGAAGAAGGUGAUACUCGUACAGCUGAUUUAAUUGGCAAAGCUUUAGAUGAAGCUGAUGAUGAUUUGAUCGAACUUCGACGAUUUGAAGCCGCUGAAGGUACUGCAAAUCAAUUAUCAAAAUCAAGAAAUACCGUCUAUUUACCACAUGGUCCUCAAAUAUUACUUAACAUUAUUGACGAAAAAGAAGAUCAGAUCAGCAAUUCUCUAGAUGACAUUAAAGAUUCGAGUACGAUUGAAAUGAUGAAUUUCGAUAAUCUCUUUCGACGUUUUAUAUUAAUUCAAUCAUUUGUGCGUGGUUGGGGAAAUCCAUUUCAUUUACAAGAAAUUUUUACCUAUCGACGUGAAAAAAUUGGUAAACAAAAAGAUAAUCAAAAUUAUAUAAAUGCUCGAUUUCGUUCACCACUUACCAAUUAUUUAUCACAUUUGGUUUCAUCUCAAGUAGCUACAGCUCAUUUUCAACUUGUUUUAUCACGUGAUCAAGGUUCAAUUCUUCUUGAAAAUCCAUAUUAUGGUUUAAGAAAACAACCAGAUCUACUUUAUUGGUGUCAAAAAAUGAAAUUAACAUCAGCUAUUCUACAUGGUUUUUCUCUUGGUGAACAUAUGGCUUCAUUAGCAUUUACAAAAUGGUCUGAUCUACCUUCUCGACAAUUCUAUGAAAAUAAAGCCUUUCAAACAUUUUAUGAUUAUUUAUGUGAACGAAAUCGAUCAAUAGAUUCAAAUAAAAUUGUUCUCGAUCUUAUUAAAGAUAUGAUGCGUCUUCUUAUGGAUGAAUUUACAUCUUUAUAUAAUUAUUCAUGUUUGAUAUAUUCCUCAUGGACAUGA
This is a messenger RNA of Rotaria sordida, 1700 nucleotides long. NCBI's taxonomy places the organism in Eukaryota, Metazoa, Rotifera, Eurotatoria, Philodinida, Philodinidae. The record is from the annotation of a GenBank genome assembly.